GACAUCCAAUUUGAAUGUUUGAAGAGUCAAUUCUCAGGAUAUAAAUUAAGGAUGGAUAAUUUUAAUAAAUUGAAAGAUUAUUCAUCACAGAUGAUAGGUAAUCUUCAGAAGAUCGAAGAAGAUUUGAAAGUGCUUCAUUCUAGUGAGGAGAGAUCUGUUGCAAUGUUAUCUGCAUACAUUCUCGUUGCUAAUUCGAGCUAUGGUUCCGUGGAGCAAGUUAACCAAGAGAUUGAUCAAAUUAAUAAAGAUCUUGUUAGAUUGGAGUGUGAGAAAACAAUAAUUGAAGGCGACAUUAAAUAUAUUUCGAUGUGUAUAUUGAUAGAUGGUACAAAGAAUGUGUGGUUGAAUCUUGUGGAUGAAGGGAAUGGAUCUUCGUUUUAUCAAGUCCCGAGUGGUCAACUGAAGAUGAAAUCAGGUCAACGUGAGAGUUUUGAGGAGUGCGCAAUUCGUGAGAUGAGAGAGCAAACGGGAAUCGUGAUUCUUCCUAAGAAUCUUAAGAAGGUUAUAGAGCAUCGAUAUGUACUGGUCGGUGGAUUGCACGUGUGUAAUAUUUUUUUGACAUGUGUUCACGAUAUCAUACCAGUUCAUGAAAGUUUGGGGGAUGAUAUUUGGAAAAGGUUUGAUUAUAAGGAGCUUGAUAAGCUUGAUUAUCCAUUAAUAUAUUCCCUGAGAGCGGUAUAUAGUGAUAUUGAACGUAAUAUUCAUAGUCUUAGGAUAAAUAAUAGAAGUAGUAUGAAGAUAAAAAUGAUGAAUGGUGAUAAGGAUGCUAUCAAUGGUAAAAAGAGGGUACAUAGUGAAUCUGAUGAUGAUAAGGAUGCUAUCAAUGGUAAAAAGAGGGUACAUAGUGAAUCUGACGAUAAUGAUUCCUCUGAUGACUCUAAAAGAGUCUCAGAUGACUCUAAAAGAGUCGCAGAUGACUCUAAGAGAGUCAAGUUGAGAUAA
Messenger RNA from Acaulospora morrowiae, 942 nucleotides. NCBI's taxonomy places the organism in Eukaryota, Fungi, Glomeromycota, Glomeromycetes, Diversisporales, Acaulosporaceae. The record is from the annotation of a GenBank genome assembly.